AUGCACACCGUAUACCUCGCCGCUCUGGCACUCGCCAGCCGCGCUCUCGCCCACGGCGGCGGCGACCACAGCCAGAAACCCAUAGUCGAUGAAAACGCCGAUUGGAUGACGAAGCACAUGGCUGAGGAGCACCACAUGGAAGGCUGGGACUCGGCCUCCUUCUUCACCCUGCACGACUACAAUAGCGACGGCGUCUGGCAAGGCGACGAGAUCCUCCGCACAUACGGCCUCUUUGACGAGACGAAUCACCACGUCUCCGAGGAGAAGCGCUUCGACAUCCUCCACGACCUCAUGGAGCUGCUUGAUACGAACCACGACGGCAAUGUCAACCGCUCCGAGUGGGACGCCUUCAUCGCCAGCGGCAAGACGCUUCCCGACGUCGGCAUGGGUCCGGGACACCACGGUGACGACGAGUACGAGUACGAGAUUCACCACUGGGAGAAGUACCAUGACGAAAACACCAAGCUCGAAGACCUGACGCACCCCGAAGAUAUCGAACAUUUCAAGAAGCAUGAGGCGAUGGAGGACGCGCAGGAUAGGCAAGAGCAGCUCGACCACAUGGCCGUCGUGGAGGAGAACAUUCCGCAAAAGUUCCGUCGGUCAUAG
Colletotrichum abscissum is the source of this 606-nucleotide messenger RNA. RefSeq lists its product as uncharacterized. The transcript has 3 exons. Lineage: Eukaryota; Fungi; Ascomycota; Sordariomycetes; Glomerellales; Glomerellaceae. The record is from RefSeq and is a predicted model, not a curated record. Gene Ontology annotation, molecular function: calcium ion binding. Gene Ontology annotation, cellular component: extracellular exosome; endoplasmic reticulum-Golgi intermediate compartment. The coding region runs from base 1 to 606 and encodes 201 amino acids.